This is a messenger RNA of Lottia gigantea (owl limpet), 663 nucleotides long. RefSeq lists its product as hypothetical. NCBI's taxonomy places the organism in Eukaryota, Metazoa, Mollusca, Gastropoda, Lottiidae. Gene Ontology annotation, cellular component: cytosolic large ribosomal subunit; ribosome. The record is from RefSeq and is a predicted model, not a curated record. Gene Ontology annotation, molecular function: rRNA binding; structural constituent of ribosome. The transcript is spliced from 5 exons. Gene Ontology annotation, biological process: cytoplasmic translation. The coding region runs from base 67 to 633 and encodes 188 amino acids.
AUCGAAUCCUGUUGAUUUAGACCCCUUGAUCACCCCCUGAGCGCAAUAGAUUGAUUCUAAUGCAAAAUGAAGUUGAUAAGCUCUUCACAGACUGUUAACAUCCCAAAGGGAGUGUCCAUUUGUGUGAAAUCACGACAAAUUACUGUGAAGGGACCACGAGGAACUUUAAUCAAGAAAUUCCGUCAUGCUGGUAUCCAUAUUUAUAUGAAAGAUCAUCGUCAUGUGACUGUAGAGAAGUUUUUUGGUACCAGUAAACAGUUGGCUACUGUUCGAACCAUCUGUACUCAUGUUGAAAAUAUGAUUAAGGGAGUUGUCAAGGGUUAUUUGUACAAGAUGAGAGCUGUAUAUGCACAUUUCCCUAUCAACGUUGUAAUCACCGAUGAAGGUCAGAGAGUUGAAGUCAGGAAUUUCUUGGGAGAGAAAUAUACCAGAAUCAUCAACAUGAUGCCUGGAGUUCUCAUCUCAGGAUCUCCUGGACAGAAAGAUGAAUAUAUAUUAAAAGGCAAUGAUAUAGAAAUGGUAUCCAGAUCAGCUGCCCUCAUCCAACAGUCAACAGCUGUCAAAGAAAAAGAUAUCCGAAAGUUUUUGGAUGGUAUUUACGUGUCUGAAAAAACUACAGUUGAACAAGACUAAAUUAAAAAAAAAAGUUUUGAAAAAAAAAUU